AAAUGGAGGGCGUCGCCAAAGCCAAAGGCCUGCUUCUCAACGGCUCUCUCACUCGCAUUGUCUCGCCGCUGCUUCUUCUUCUUCUUCUUCUUCUUCUUUUUCGUCAUCAUGGCCAAGUCCCCCCGGCGCCUCAUCGUGGCAUUGCCGCCCCUCUCUCAGCUCUGUACAGGCUCCACAUUGUUGGGUCUAGUCCUUAGGUGGUGGGCAUUGGGAACGUGUUCCUUUGUGGAGUGCUGUGUCAUGUUGGAUUCGGAAGCUGGUGGUGAACGAGGCUUAUGAGUUUGGAGUCGGUUGAGGAAUUGGGUUAUGGACCUGAUGUGGGGACAAGGGCCGAGAUACUGCUUCAUGCUUCGGCCUCUCGGGAUUUGAUAACUCAUUGUCUUGGAAUGACCUUCCCCUUGUAGUUCCUGCGGUGGCUGCUGGAGGUUGGGAUUGAAUUUCUGCCGCAAUUGAAUCAGAUUCGUCAGGCGCCGCAGCAUCGAUGAUGUCUCCCAAGCCGAAGGAGAAAAGGGUGCAAUGCAAUGCGGGUGGGAACACGCCCACUGGCAAGGGCAAGCCAAUGCAGCCUCUCAUGGAUAGACAGACGUCCCGUACUGGAAGUCACCCUGUGGAGGUUGUGGGGCGAAUCCGUGAACACCCAGAAGGUUUUGACAAGGAGAGCGCGAUUCGGGUUCUGCCACAUUCGCGCGUUGCAGUGCGUUCAGAAGGAAUAGGCAAUGGAUUCCGCGAGUUCUCCCUCGACGGCGUAUCUCUUGCAGCUGUGGAGAAUUUGCAAACCUUUUAUGGACGUUACGUAGAACCUCGUGUCGAGGACGUGAAGGCUGGUGGACGUUGCACGAUUAUGAUGUACGGGCCAACAGGUGCCGGGAAAAGUUACACCAUGUUUGGUGCUGCUCAUGAGAAGGGUGUGGCGUAUCAUGCCUUGUCGCAGCUCAUGACCCAUGAAGCAUCUCACGAUGAUGAUGAUAUUUCAGACAAAAGCAUAGAGGUCCGGGCGACUGUGUGGGAGAUAUACAAUGAGGAAAUUUACGAUUUACUGGCAGGAGUCAGCGCUCCGAAAUCAGGGUUUGGGACGUUGUUCAAGAUGAGUGGGAGUAGCGGGGGACGGGUGAAAUUGGAAGUCAUGGGGAAGAAAGUGAAGACAUGCAUUUCGAUAUCGGGCACUGACCCCCAGAAGCUUCUGAAAGAGAUUUCGAAAGUAGAGGGGCGGCGGGUGGUGAAAAGCACCAACUGCAAUGAUCGAAGCUCCCGUAGUCACUGCAUGGUCACACUUGAUGUACCCGAAGUUGGCGGCAAGCUAGUUCUUGUGGAUAUGGCAGGCUCUGAAAACGUGGAACAAGCAGGUUUGGGGAGAGAACUUAAGAUGCAGACAGGAAAAAUUAACCAAGGCAAUGGAGCUCUCAAGAGAGUCGUGGAAGCCAUUGCUAACGGAGACUCAUACAUUCCCUACCGUGAUAGCAAACUUACUAUGCUUCUGCAAGAUUCCUUUGAGGACGACAGAGCUAAGAUUCUGAUGAUUCUUUGUGCAAGCCCCGACAUCAGGGAUCUCCACAAGACCAUUUGCACCUUGGAGUAUGGGGCGAAAGCUAAGUGCAUCGUCCGUCUGUCCAACUCUCCUAGCAAAAGUCGAAUAUCUGCUGCAGGGGUUGAGCAAGUGCAAAUCCUCGAAGCUCGCCUUACCAAGAAGGAUGCAUACAUUGAGAAUCUACGCAAGCAGAAGGAAGAGAGGGAGAAGGAGUUGGAAUCCAAGGACAAAGAACUGGCUGAGCUCAGAGAGGAGGCGAAGAGAUGGAACUCUGAGAAAGAGCCACAGAGGAAAAGAAAAGGCCUUCAUGAUGGGGAUACCGAGGACUUGAAUAGUUCACCUACCAGAAAGCAGAAAAUCGAGGAGCUCACAGCCCUGGUCUUGCAGCAGCAAAGAGAGAUAGACUUGAUGAGGAUACGAGCUGAGAAGGCCGAAGCAGAACUCUUGCACAUCCAACGAUCAUAUAAUCUCAACAGCAACGCCCGCGUUGGGCAUACCCGUGUGGAGAAUUCGGAUUCUAAAGAGGGAGUUGGCGUUGAGGAUUUGAAUAAGCGCGUUCCAUCCUUAACCCACGGAUCUGCCAUCAGCAAUCAGAGGUUUCAAGACAUUCAAAAGCUGAUGAAUGAUCGUAUUUUAGCAGCGCAAGCUGAGAGUGAUCGAAUUAUAGCUCAGUACAGACCUGAGCAAGCUGUAGGAGAGAGAAGUGGACAGCGAAAUACUCAAUGCGACCUCAAAGUCAAGCCUUGUGGCAACAGCAGCGCCACGGAAAGUCAGAAGCAGGACCGUGACAAUGGUAGCACUUCUCCUUGUGAAGUAAUGUCUCUCACUUCGAAUUCCGCUAGUCUACUACUUUUAAAAAAUCUCGUUAAAGAGAAGGAAAGACGGCUAUCUCUGAGUGCCGAAGAAGAAACCCUACGCCCGGAAACAAAUGCAAUUAACCCAUCGGCUCCUGUGAGAGAGGAUCCCGAGUCCGACGACUGGAUGGGUGAGAAACUAUGCAGCAAAGGGUGGCUGCCCAUCAUUCCGGAAGAGGACGAACGAAUCGCUCAGUCCGUGGAAGUUACGAAGUCUGUUACUCCUCAAGGUUCUUCUGAUAAAGACCAUUCCAUGUUCUGGACUCAGGUGACCCCGGAUACCACAAAUCCAGCCAAUCAAGGGUCCAAGGAUGCGGGAUCCAACCUAUCCCUGACGUUCGCUUCUCCAGAAGAGCAGCUCAGUACAGCUAUUGCAAGCUACUUUAACAACAGUGGCCUCGAUGGGAGCCCACUGCUUCCUUGUGGAGGAUCCGGAUCUAGAGACGGCCCUUCAUCAAGAGACAACUUUGCUGCGGGGGUUAAGCUCUGUACAGCAUCAUCUGAAUUUGUUUUCGGAGUAUCGAAAGAGUGGGCUCAGGAAGAGGACCAGCAUGAUCAACGGUUGGCUGCCCAACCGGUUAAGGUGCCCAGUCUACUCACAGUACUCGCAGAACCAGCCCGAACUUGCAUUAAGAACCCAGUUGAAGAAGCUGGUUCAAUUGGCUCAAUGAGGUUACUUGACGAGAGUGGUGGCGAAGUUCUUGAUGUACCCCCUGUUGAGCCAGUGCUCUUGAAUUUGGGUACAGAUCUCUUUGAUGGCGGUCAGUCAGGGGGAAAUGAUGCAGAGGCUGCCAGAAGAGCAAGAAUUGAAACCAUUUUUAUGCUUUGUGGAGAAAAUCGAGAACGCGCUAGAAAGGCCAAUGUGCAUACGUUCGCCAAGGAAUCAGAAGAGGCUGUACCUGAAGUACUAUCUGGUAGGUAUAGUCUGACGUCUAGCUCAUACGGAUCUCAGCAUUUCGCUGAUAGCCAGCUGGAUCAGUCCGUGUCCGACUUCUCUACCUCACCCAGCUACUCCGAGGCCGCAUACUACACCGAUGUCAGCGUAAGCUCUCUGCCGUCCCUGAUGCCUACAGAGUCUCCUCAAAGGUUCCCUUCCUCCCGGAGGCCAACGCGUCGGAUGUCCUCCAGCAUAUUUGCAAAUGAGAAUUCUCAGCCAAAACCCGAGGAUGAGAAGAUCGAUGUGUACGUGAAAUGGGAGAAGUCAAGUGACCUAGCUGAUGGGAAGCUUAUCUGCAUCAUAAACGUACCCAAAACUUCCAGCCUUUCAGAACUUAGGGAGGAGAUUGAGGCCCACAUUCCUGUGUCCAAAAGGAACUUCAAGUUCCUCUUUCGUGGGGAAACUGGAGGUGCUCCCGUGGACCAAGAAUUUGAGAGCGACGUGCGUGUUGAAUCUUUGCCAGCAUCCCAUGACGACUACGGGAGCCGGCUUGCAUGGCUGCGUCCUCCUGCUAUCGACACCGACUUCGUUAAUCCCAGAGUUGAGUCAGCACCAUUUAGGUCGCUUGAGAACCAGCUUGAUAUAUCUGCUGAACAGGUAAAUGUUUCUAUGACUAAAUUUAAAGGAACUUCUCUGCCGUCUCAUGGACGAGCUGGUCCUCCAUUAGGACAUACCAAAGGGCUCAGGUCUCAGAAUGGGGAGACGGUGAAACCCAAGUCAGCUCUCGCACAUAUCGUCAACUCAACUCGUUGCAUCUAAACAUUCCAUCAGUUGUGCAACGUCCGAUCAAACCAUUCCGUAACCAUUGAAUUCUCUUCAGUCCUGCUGCAGUAUACUAAUUUUUCGUCUUAUAGUCUUAGAAACCUCCGAAUUUUUAUAAACCCCUUCAAGCGUCGCAUACGCUGGCCUCCAUCCCAACAUACUUCACCUGAGGAAUGUGCCUUCCCAAGCACAUGCAUCUACAACUGGCUAGCGUGGAGAAUAUUUCGCAGCCUCUUUGUAACAUAUUUACUCUAUUCAGACAAUAUAAAUAUCCUUGUCUGGAUAAUUGACAAACCAUGUGGAACA
Molecule: messenger RNA, 4384 nt
Organism: Physcomitrium patens
Lineage: Eukaryota; Viridiplantae; Streptophyta; Bryopsida; Funariales; Funariaceae
Biological process (GO): microtubule-based movement
Cellular component (GO): microtubule; kinesin complex
Molecular function (GO): ATP hydrolysis activity; microtubule binding; microtubule motor activity
Source: RefSeq, a predicted model, not a curated record